UAACAUUGAGCUAUUGGCUCAUUACUUAAUAAAUGUUAAUCUAUGAUUACGACUAAUAUAUUUGAAUUGUGUGUGGCUAGUGUUUACUAAAACUGAAUGCUGAAUUAAAAGUGUGUUAAAUCUGCAAUGUUUGGCGACAUAGAAAAUGUCUUCUUUUGAAAAAUUAAAGCUUUUAAUUUGGAAAAAUUUUCUUUUGCAAAGAAGGCACAAGUGGCAAACACUCUUUGAAAUAGCAUCUCCUGUGAUAUUUUCUUUAUUUUUAAUAUUAAUAAGAUGUCUCGUCGAUCCACAAUCCAAGCCAGAUGUUUCAUACUCACCUUUUCUCCCAACAUAUUUCAAUAUCAGUGGAAGACAGCUAGGAAAUCUCACAUCAGCAAAACGAGAGGGAACAAUAGCAUUUUCUCCAGAAAAUCCACUUACAAGGAAAGUGACAGAGGAUGCCAUGGCCAUGGUAGCUUUAGAUAAUCUGAAUGGAUUCAUUGCACUAUUCUUUGACACUAAAAUGCUUCCUCAACCUAAGGGGUACAAUGAUUCAUUAGCACUGGAAGCUGCACUCACACAACCAAAUGUUAUGAAUCACAUCCUUGUUGGCAUUCAAUUUGAUGAUAGUAUGACUAAUGCUACCGAGUGGCCAGAUGAUAUAAAAGUGACAUUAAGAUUUCCAGCGGUCAUGAGAACUCCAAUGUUAGAACAUCCCCUACGAAUAAGUUGGAGAACAAAUUUGCUUUUUCCUUUGUUCCCUCAACCUGGCCCUCGUGAGCCGGAUGACAUGUAUGGAGGCAAAAUGCCAGGCUAUUCUCCGGAAAUGUUUCUCGCUGUCCAACAUGCUGUGUCCCAAGAGAUUAUAAAGCAAAAAACAGGCAAACCCAUCAAUACGAAAAUAUAUCUCCAGCGUCUACCUCAACUGUCGUACAGACGAGACGAUUUACUUGUUGCUAUGGAGAGAUUUAUAUCGAUGAUAAUAAUGAUGUGUUUCGCUUACACCUUCGUGAAUACCGUACGAGUUGUCACCGCUGAAAAGGAAAUGCAAUUAAAAGAAACUAUGACAAUAAUGGGACUACCAUCGUGGCUACAUUGGCUGGCUUGGUUCAUUAAGCAGUUCUCGUUUCUUCUUAUAUCCGUAACACUCAUGGUGAUACUAUUUAAGAUUCCUUUCAACUCGACGGAAGACGGGGAAGGAUAUGCUGUGCUGACUUUCACGCCAUGGUCCGUUUUAUUUUUCUUUUUAACGCUCUUCGUCAUAGCAUCGCUGUCUUUCUGUUUCAUGGUCAGCGUGUUCUUCACUAGAGCAAAUACUGCAGCGUCAUUCAUGGGCCUCGCGUGGUUCUCGACGUACGCUGCGUUUAUGCUGACUCAAAUGCUAUACGAGGACAUCAGUCUAACAACUAAAUUGUUGCUCAGCUUGAUAUCGAACACGGCCGUGGGGUACGCUCUGCAAAUGCUUAUCAUUUGCGAAGGUACAUCUAGAGGUUUACAAUGGAACGAAUUUUUUACCCCAGUGUCCUAUCAUGACCAAUUUCAACCGGGUCAUGUAGCUUUAAUGCUAAUUUUAGAUUCCAUAUUAUACAUGCUAGUUGCUAUGUACGUGGAAAAAAUACGUCCAGGAUUGUACGGCGUACCUUUGCCUUGGUACUUUCCUUUUACGAAAAGUUUUUGGUGCCCCAACAGCAAGAAAGUUGCAGCUUUAACCAAUAAAGACGGCGUUGAUCAAGAAUAUAAAAAUGCUUUGCUGAAGGUCAUACACGAUGAAGAACCUAAAGGGGUGCCCAUGGGCAUCAAUAUUGAAAAUCUCACCAAAGUUUAUCGAGGUCGCAAGAGAGCCGUUGAUAAUUUAAAUCUUAGGAUGUACGAAAACGAAAUAACAGUGUUACUGGGUCACAACGGUGCCGGGAAAACGACUACGAUAUCUAUGCUGACGGGUAUGGUACCGCCAUCGUCCGGAUCAGCUACUAUAAACGGGUACGACAUAGUUUCUGAGACGGAACAAGCUCGCAAGUCAAUAGGCAUCUGUCCUCAACACAACGUCUUAUUUCCCGAUCUCACGGUCGCCGAACACAUAAUCUUCUAUUCGAGAUUAAAAGGUGUCCACAAAUCAAAGAUUAACGAGGAAGUCGAUCAUUUCGUUAAACUGCUUGAGUUGGAAGAAAAGCGGGACGUGAUCUCGAAGCACCUGUCGGGCGGGCAGAAGCGGCGGCUGUCGGUGGGCGCGGCCAUGUGCGGCGCGUCGCGCGUGGUGCUGCUGGACGAGCCCACGUCGGGCCUCGACCCCGCCGCGCGCCGCUCGCUGUGGGACUUGCUGCAGAAGGAAAAGAAAGGUCGGACAAUGAUACUCACAACCCACUUUAUGGAUGAAGCAGACGUGCUAGGAGAUCGAAUAGCGAUAAUGUCAGGAGGCCGACUGCAGUGUGUCGGGACUCCAUAUUUUUUAAAGAAACACUACGGUAUUGGUUACAAAAUGACCAUUGUCAAAUCGGACCACUGCGUUGUAGAGGACGUCACUCGAUUCUUCAAAUCCUACGUUCCGGAUGUUAAAGAGAACACUAACAUUGGCUCGGAACUGACUUACAUCUUGCCAAAUGACCAAGUCAGUAAAUUCCCAGAUAUGCUUAAAAAAUUCGAAGAGGAAAAGGAAAACCUGAAAGUAGCGAGUUACGGUUUAUCCGUAACGAGUCUAGAAGAGGUAUUUAUGAAAGCUGGCGCAGAAGACAAUGGUAUGACUUCUACGAAGAAACACAUAUACAACAAUUCAUACAGCGACGCUGCCGUAGUCCCUGUGGAUAUGCCCCGCAACAUACUGGACAACGAGCCCAUACAAAAAGUGCGAGGCUGGAAAUUACAGAAAAACCACAUAAAAGCAAUGUUCCUAAAGCUAGCAUACAACACGAUAAGAAAUAAACUCGGCGCGUUCAUACAAAUAAUAACACCGAUCAUAAAUAUAUCGAUAUCGGUGUGGAUCGCUAGAUCCUGGAAGUUUAUGUCACAUUUACCACCCCUGGAACUAAGUCUAGAGAGCGGCUUUAGAAAGACGCAAACCCUCCUAGCCGAGGGGGCGAAUUUAACCGAAAACAGCAUAGAAAGAAAAGCGAUGAUGGCGUUCAAGGACUACUUCAAAACUUCGCCGGACCCGACGAUGACGUUGACGGACAUAGGGAGAUCGGACCUAGCUAAGUUUUACUUAAAAUUGAGCGCGGCCGAGCUGCCGCGCGUGCGCUACGAGGCGCUGGCGGGCGCCACGUUCGCGCCGCAGCGCGUCACGGCGUGGUUCAGCAACUACGGCUACCACGACUCCGCCAUCUCGCUGGCGCUGGCCAACAACGCGCUGCUGGGCGCGCUGGCGCCGGGCGCCUCGCUGCGCGUCGUCAACCAUCCGCUGCCCUACUCCAUCGAGAACCUGGUUAAAGUAAUGGCGAGCGGUAGCAGUAUGGGCUUUCAAUUCGCAUUCAAUAUUGGAUUCUGUAUGGCGUUUGUUACAUCCUUUCUCGUACUCUUUGUUAUUAAGGAGCGCACAAGCGGCGCGAAGCUCUUGCAACGCGUGUCGGGAAUUCGUCCAGCGGUGCUUUGGACCACAGCGCUUAUAUGGGACUGGCUUUGGCUGUUACUGGUGUUCUUUGCAAUCAUCUCUACACUUGCCUUUUUUCAAGAGAACACAUUGGCCACGCCUGAGGAAUUGGGAAGAGUUCUUCUAGUGCUGAUUAUUUUCGCUUUCGCAAUGAUACCUUUACACUAUUUGGCUUCUUUCUAUUUCGAAGCUGCCGCUACUGGGUUCUCGAAGAUGUGCUUCAUAAAUAUAUUUUCUGGUUGCAUGCCGUUUUUAAUAACAGAAGUUCUCAGAUUACCCGAAGUUGGCAAUCCCUAUUAUGCACACAUCUUUGACUGGGUGUUUUCGCCAUUACCCAUCUACUGUAUCAGCAGAAGUUUUAGGGACAUGAGCGUGUCUGCGUUCUCGCUGCUGGCGUGCGACGCGCUGUGUGCGCAGUUCGAGAACAUCGACAACUGUACUCGGCACACCGUCUGCAAUAAGCUCAACGUGUCUGUUUGCUGUCUCGACGACGAUCCCUUUUUAAGAUGGAGUGAACCCGGAAUCGGUCGAUAUUUGUUUACGAUGAGUCUCGUGGGUGUGAUCGGGUUUACUGUUUUAUUAAUAAAGGAGUACGAAGUGUUGAAUAAGGUGCGCUACGCGGGGCGGGCGGCGCGCGCGGCGGGCGCGGCCGAGGACGCGGACGUGGCGGCCGAGCGGCGCCGCGUGCUCGAGCUGCCGCGCGAGCGCCUCGCCGCGCACAGCCUCGUGUGUCGCGACCUCACCAAGUACUACGGGGACUUCUGCGCCGUCGACAACCUCACCUUCGCGGUGCGUAAGGGCGAGUGUUUCGGGCUGCUGGGCAUCAACGGCGCCGGCAAGACGAGCACGUUCCGCAUGCUGACGGGCGACGCGCGCAUCAGCUGCGGGGACGCCUACGUGCACGGUCUGUCCAUCAAGACGCACAUCCAGGAAGUGCAUCGACACAUCGGGUAUUGCCCACAAUUCGAUGCGCUAAUAGAAAAUUUAACCGCCCGGGAGACACUAAAAAUUUUUUGUCUCCUACGCGGAAUCCCUGUGCGAGUUGGAUCAGCACGGGCCAUACAAUUAGCUGAAAUACUUGGUUUUAUAAAACACUACGAUAAAAAGGUACACGAAUGUAGUGGAGGUACUAAGAGGAAAAUAAGUACGGCCCUAGCGCUUCUGGGAGAUUCGCCCUUAGUAUUUCUCGAUGAACCUACGACAGGCAUGGACCCGGCGUCCAAGCGGCUGGUGUGGCGCUGCGUGAGCGAGGCGGCGUCGGGCGGGCGCAGCGUGGUGCUGACGUCACACAGCAUGGAGGAGUGCGAGGCGCUGUGCUCGCGCCUCACCGUCAUGGUCAACGGCCGCCUCUACUGCCUGGGCCCGCUGCAGCACCUCAAGAACAAGUUCUCGCAAGGUUAUACUUUAAUUAUUAAAUGUAAAGCGGGACCAGAUAGAGAUUCAAAUGUCGCAAGAAUAAAUCAGUACGUCCUCGAAAACUUUAGGGACGCUAAACUCAUAGAAUCUUACUUGGGUAUAAGUACAUACUACCUCGACGAUCGGAACCUUCCGUGGUGGAAUGUGUUCCAUCUAAUGGAGGCGGCUCGCAAUCUCUAUUCGAUGGAAGAUUAUUCGGUAUCGCAGACCACGCUCGAGCAAGUUUUCCUCCGCUUCACAAGGAUUCAAGGUCAAGUUGAUUGAAACUGCCAUUACUAAUUAGCUCUCAAACUUGCUUCUCACGUGUUUAAGCAGUAAGUUCUCAAUAGACUCAGUAUGUAACCGAGACAGUAUUCCUAUACUUGCCUUUCAAACUUCAAUAUUGAAACUCGAAAGUAAUAUGUGUGAUGUAUUUGUACUUAGCGAUUGAUUAAAUGAAUUCGAAUGUUCAGUAUUUUAUACGUGUAUUAAAUUUUUAGAUGUGUAUACGUAAGUGUUAACGUGUUGUUUAUACUGUGUACUGUACUGUAUUGUAACGUUACAUUAUAAGUGUGUGGACUAGCGUCGUUGCCAGCUAGUAUAUUUUUAUUAUAUUUUAGUACUUAAAGCAUUUCACUCAAACAACUAAACGAAUGUCUAGAAGACAAUCUUAGAAUACUCAUGGUGUUCAAAGUAUUGCAGCUUAUACGAUCGUUUCGAACUAGCGAGCUGCUUACUUUCUAAGACUGAAAGUGUAGAGUACCAAUAGAUCAAGGGAUAUGAACAAACUCUAUUUUAUUUAAUUCAAAUAUUUAUUCUAUCCUUGUAACUUCUAGCUUAGCUAGCUUCCUAUUGCAUAUUUAUAAACAGUAACAACCCGUUAAGUUCUGAAGGUCAAAGGCGUCGCCUCUUGUCUAGAAGAUAGUUUAAUUUACCCCACUGAUCCAAUGCGGGUUCAUAUGCCAUAUUUAUAUAACCGAUAUGAUUAUAUUAUACAUUGGUACUUGAUAACGUUUGUCGGACGAAAUAGCGGACAGUUCAAAGCAAUGCGAAAUAUUAUUCAUUUGUACUGCAUUAUCUUGAUCAUUUUUUUAUUGUUAUACGUGACCUUCAAAAACAUAACGUAUACCUUUACAAUGUUUAAAGCGAUUUAAGUUAGUCGAUUAAAAAGAAGUGUGUUAGGACGAAAUAAUAGUCUACAUAAAUGAAUUGCUUAUAUUUUUUGAAAAAUAAUUAUUAAUAUCCUAACAAUUAAACACGUAAUGCAAAAUAGUUUUGCCAAAUAUGUAUCACAAAAAAAAAAACACAUUUGUCCAAUGUUACUAUAAAAAAGUAAAAUUCUGCCUAAAAGUUGCCAGGAGAAGUAUUUCCACAACAGUAUUUUGUUGUGGAAAUACUUCAUGUUUAACUAGGUAAAUAAGUUGUAAGCUAAAAUGAGUUGUGACUUUCCUUUUAAUGAUAUCGUCUGUUUUCGUGACUUUCGAUUUACUAAAUUAUUUAGUUCAAUUUUUAAUUUAUUUAUUCGUUAUUUAAUAUACAUCUCUUCACUCAAGAAUACCCGCACGCCUCCACGUUGAAUUUAAUGGGCGUGGCUUGAUGAGUUACGUCCGUGCUUAAAAGAUGUCUUAGUGUGCGUGGGAUGACUAAUGCCUAAAUAAAUACAGAAAAAACAAAUUAGAUUAUAUUUGAUAACACACGCCGAUAUUUUAACGUGAAGGCGCGCGCCUUCGUAAGUGAAAAUCAUUGUAACUGUAAUGUACUUUUAUCUUUAGACGCGUUAAGUGGAAAACGAACGCAAAAUGGCAUUAAUUCGUAAUAUUUAUGCAUAAUAUUUUUUUCAAAUAAGAUAUAUUUUGUACCGUAUAAAAAUAUAUUAAAAAGAGACCAAUUAUUAUAUAUAUUUCUUAUACGUCUAACAUAUGAAAGCGAGUGUUUUCCCUCGAUGAGACUACAUAACGUGUCUAACGGUAGAAGAAGUGACUUGAUUGAUUAAAAUACUAAAAUAAUUAAGUUACUACUGUCAAGCUUAUAAUUAAUAUUUAUUUUUUUACUCCUCAUUUUUGUAGUAUUUUUGCUUUGAGCAAUGUUUUCUUUACCAAAGGUAUGCGUAAAAUAUUCAAAAUUUUUACCAACUUUUUAUUGUUAAUAUAUGUCGCUAUGAUAUGAAAUUGUAAAAUAUGUAUGUUAUUUAGACGUUUUUACAUAAAUGUACAAAACAAACACGAUGUUCUGUAGUCAUUGUAACUGUGUAAGCAUUAAAUAUGCUAUUUGUGAUAUCAUUUUGUGAUCCACUAUUUACAUUUAUACCGAUAAAAUUAAUUUUGGAAAAUACACUCCUAUAUUAAGAUGAAAUUUAUGUUCCUACGACUAUCAGUUCGGUCGAAUAUGUUGUUUUCAACAGUCAUAUAUUAUUUAUUUAUUAGACGAUUAUUUACAUAAAUUCAUUUUCUCAAAAUUUUAAUUCACAUUUGUAUCAAAUUUACUAAAAAGCUAUUUAUUGAUAAUAAUAAGAGAAACUUUAUUAAGGCUUUGAAUGUGUCGUCUAAUCUGUCAUGUUCUGUCGCGAUAUUUUGUAAUGAGUGUUCGCAUGUAUUACUUACGUAGGUUUACAAAUUUAUUUAAAUAAAUUUAAUAUCUUUUA
Molecule: messenger RNA, 7595 nt
Organism: Vanessa atalanta (red admiral)
Lineage: Eukaryota; Metazoa; Arthropoda; Insecta; Lepidoptera; Nymphalidae
Product: phospholipid-transporting ATPase ABCA3-like
Exons: 31
Coding region: 146-5239 (1697 amino acids)
Biological process (GO): transmembrane transport; lipid transport
Cellular component (GO): membrane; intracellular membrane-bounded organelle
Molecular function (GO): ATP hydrolysis activity; lipid carrier activity; ATP binding
Source: RefSeq, a predicted model, not a curated record